AUUUAAACAGGAUUGUGUGGCGAAAACAGACAGAAGAACGAGGACGCACACAAACAAAACAUCAACCUCUGAUAGUCUUCCCUCACAUCGGGGAUCAAUCGACAACAUCGGGCGCUUCGUGUUUUUUCCCAAUUAGUUUCCAACUGGGUUUGUGGAGAGCUUUGGAGAUGUCCAACGUUCAGCUAUCGAGCAGCGCUCUGGAGAGGCUUGUGGCCAGGCGGACCUUUCCUCUCCACAGACGCACCGGCGUCUGUCGCAACCUCUUCGGACCAGUGGAUCACGACGAACUGAACCGGGAGAUGAAAGCUAAGCUGCGUGAGAUUUCCGAGAGGGACCAGCAGAGGUGGAACUUUAAUUUCGAGGCCAACACCCCGCUGGAUGGGGAUUACGAGUGGGAGGAGAGCCCCGUGGAUAAGACCCCGGUCUUCUACCAGGACUCUGUACAGAUCGGGAGAACCAGAGUGGUUGUUACGCCCGUAAAGGGGAAGCCCUCCCCGGACUCUGGCCUCCCAGAAUGCCCUCGUAUGGAUGUACUGGAUCGCUUGGCCGACCCCGAAAGCAGCAGCACUCCCUGUCCGGCCGAAAUCAACCAGGAGAACCGCACAGACAAACUCAACUCAGGGAAGUCGAGUCGCAGACAGGUUCCGUGUGUUAGACGCAAGAGGACGGCCACUACUGACACCAAUACGACACAUAUCACAGACUUCUUCGUGAAACGAAAGAGGGCUGCUGAUAUGAAGUGUAAUGAUUUGAGCGCCUGCCACCACUCCAGGUCUCCAAACCCGGUGGAACAAACCCCACGAAAGAGAAUUCGCUGAAGGUGUUUUGCACUAUUGCCACGAAUCUUUUGAGGAUGUUGAGGAGGAUCUUUCCCCCCUACAAGCCGGAGUGGAGGAGAGCAAAGGGGGGCGGUGGGAGAAACCCGACCGCUGCUCGGUGUCUGCGCGGACCGGCGGAGCGCAGCCUGAAUUGCGGACUCUCAGGACUGAACGGUCAGGGAAGAGACAGAGAGGGGAAAUCCACCGAAUGACUUCUAUCCAGUACAAAUGUAGCAUUCAUGGUUGCUUUUGCAUUCAGCCACUCGACAGUGUUAAAUGUUUUAACAUCUGUGCAAUCCUAAAUUACUUUAAAAUUGUCUACACUGGCCAAAAGUGUACAGCUUUAUAGAGACAAUAGCCUAUAAAUGUAUAUUUCUGUUUAAAUGCCUGGUUUCUGUAAAUGUAUAUUUUUUAAGACUAUUCUAACUUAUAAUUUAUUUAUGUUUCUUUAUAAUUGUAAAAUUGUUGAUUUAGCCGAAUGGCGUAUUUUUAUUUUAUUUACAUUUUUUUUAUUAUUAUUAUUAUUAUUGUGAUGUUUUUGCAAUCAUGUAGCUUUCGAUAGUAGUCCACACUUGAAAAAAGUAGAAUUGUUUGUGUUUCUGAGCCGUUUUCCGUAAAACUGCCUUCAUU
Molecule: messenger RNA, 1448 nt
Organism: Myripristis murdjan (pinecone soldierfish)
Lineage: Eukaryota; Metazoa; Chordata; Actinopteri; Holocentriformes; Holocentridae
Product: cyclin-dependent kinase inhibitor 1C-like
Exons: 3
Coding region: 168-818 (216 amino acids)
Biological process (GO): negative regulation of cyclin-dependent protein serine/threonine kinase activity; negative regulation of mitotic cell cycle
Cellular component (GO): nucleus
Molecular function (GO): cyclin-dependent protein serine/threonine kinase inhibitor activity
Source: RefSeq, a predicted model, not a curated record